AAGAUAAAAUGCAUGCACUUUGGUCCGAGGUGACUAAUAUAUUAAAUAGUGUUCCGGGUGGACCAGCAAAAGACUGGAAACAAUGGAGAAAAAGCUGGGUAGAUCUUAAGAAAAAUACCAAAGAAAAAGAGUCUCAAAAACGAAAAUACAUGCAAGGUACUGGAGGAGGACCACCUUCAUCACCACCCUCUAAAACAAAAAGUAACAUCGAUGAAAAAAUUUUGUCAAUAAUAAAUCCCACAUCCAUUACAGGCAAUGAUAAUGUUACGGUGUCAGAGGUGCAAUUUGAUGUCAUUGAGCCCUUAGAUGAAUCUGUGGUUUUUGAUGGACGGACUGUAAUGACCGAAACUGAAGAAACGGUCCAGAAUUCUGAUAAGUUUGAUAAUUUAAUGGAUCAGGACCACGUAUAUUGUAGUAUUCCAGGUACUUCUCAACAGCCAUCCACUGCAGAAAUACAAGUUGAGAACCAGAAUUCAUCAACAUUUUUAUCUACCCCAGGCUUUAAGCGAAAACGAUUCACUAAAACUGCAAGGCUAACAGAAUCAAUGAAGAACAAUGAUAUGCUCCUAAAAAUAAAUAAAGAGAAUUUAGAAUCACACAAAAUCUAUAGAGAGAAAAAAAUUGAAAUUUUACUUUGUGAUUCAAAAAAAAGAGAAACCUACUGGAAAAAAAAGUUAAUGAUUCUAGAAUCGAUCGGUGAUAGCCUCAACCAAAUGGUAGAUCAUAAAGAUAAUACAAAUUCUGUUACAUUCUACCAUUAUGAUGACAAAAAUAAGUGUUAAUUGCGUAAUAUGCCUAA
Messenger RNA from Anoplophora glabripennis (Asian longhorned beetle), 799 nucleotides. RefSeq lists its product as uncharacterized. The transcript is spliced from 3 exons. The record is from RefSeq and is a predicted model, not a curated record. The coding region runs from base 9 to 782 and encodes 257 amino acids. Lineage: Eukaryota; Metazoa; Arthropoda; Insecta; Coleoptera; Cerambycidae.